This is a messenger RNA of Monoraphidium neglectum, 160 nucleotides long. RefSeq lists its product as hypothetical. The transcript has a single exon. The record is from RefSeq and is a predicted model, not a curated record. The annotation marks the transcript as partial. NCBI's taxonomy places the organism in Eukaryota, Viridiplantae, Chlorophyta, Chlorophyceae, Sphaeropleales, Selenastraceae.
GCUGCUGCACCCGCCGCUGUCUGCGUCCCUUGAGCGCGGCGAGUGGCCGGCGCUGCUGCUGCUGCUUCUGGAGCUGCAGCAGUGGCACGCAGCGAACGCAGGCAGCUGCAGCGGCGGCGCCGGCCGAGGCCUGGGCAGCGGGGGCGGCGGCCGCACGUGA